Didymodactylos carnosus is the source of this 4451-nucleotide messenger RNA. Lineage: Eukaryota; Metazoa; Rotifera; Eurotatoria; Philodinida; Philodinidae. The record is from the annotation of a GenBank genome assembly.
UGACCCAUGUAGUUGUUUAUGACCUUAAUAACCUUACAUGUGUAUUAGUUUAAUGUAAACUAAACAGUUUUUCCUUUAUUGAAAAAUAGGUGGUCCAUUUUUGGACCACCGGUCCUCAAAGGGUUAAGAGAGAGUUCCUGCCUGAGUGACAGCAUGAUUUGAUGCUUAUGUUGUUCAUCUCGUACUUCAAAGAUGCUGUGUUUGAACUCUCCCUCCGCGCCGACAAGUCAUGUAAUAAAUCUUGGGCAAGUUACAUACAGUACUGGUCACAGUUAUAGGGACAGGGGUUCAAAUCUACUUGUCUCCGAAUAGGUGAUUCUGGACAUUUUGGUACAAAAAAGUUUGAAAAAUGAUCUGAAUUCUAGAUCAUAGACUUCUAGAUCUAGAUUUGAAUUUAGAAUUAAGUUUUACUGACUAAGCCAAAAUGGCUUAAAAACAUUGAAUCAGUUCACUUUUUAUGCUGCAAAAGCAAAGACACCAUGUGGGGCCAAUUUUUUGAUAACAGAUGCGAAUAGAAGAGACUUUUCUUUCAAAAUGAAAUGUUUCUAAGCUGCGGGGGGUUGCGAAACGAAGGAGAACAGUUAGGAAUCAACGAAGAUGCCGCUUUCUUUUUUAGUAAAAACGCACAGGAAUGGCUUGAAAUGGUGUUUUUCUCCUAUUCAAUUUUGACACGUAGGCUUCUAUGUAUCUAUGUAAGUUUCGAGCCAAACUAAAAUUGUUUUGUACAAAAAUAAAUAAAACUCAAUAUCGUUCCAAUAAUUAUGUCUAGGCAAAAAUCAUCCGUUUUUGAUAAAACUAUAUUUUUCUCAAACUUGUCGCAUUGAGCAAAUCUGAUUUCAUAUUCGGGUAGAGCACACUCGAAUCCAUAGAGUCACAUAGACUUUUCCUUAUUCAAGCCUGUAUAUUAGUCAGGGGAACAGAGACAAGUAGAUUUGAACCUUUGUCCCCUAUAAUUGUAACUAGCACUGUAUGUCUUAGUACGUUGGAGCAUCCGUCCGACAGCAUAAUUAUUCCGUUGUGAGAUACAAUAUAGUUCAUCCGGUCUCUUGGUGUUAUACAGCCUGUUCGUCAGGAUUUUUUUAAACCUUUUUGAAAAGCAAAGGUGUAUGAUUUGUGCUAAAAUUAUUAAAAUUCUGAAGGUAGGAACUGGUGGUACUAUGUUGUUUUUUAUAUCCAGCUCAACCCGGACGGUUCGUUAACGAUCACCUAUAAAAAAAUACGUAAACGGUGUAAAAACGGCCUAGAAACGGUCCAUUAACAUCAUUGUAAAUCGGCCGUUUUGGGAACGUCAGUUAAUAGUCUAAAAGCGGAUCGUUCCCUGGUGUGUCCAGGCAUAGUCUAUGCUGUAUACUGUACCCUAGUGAAACUUCUGGCAAGCAAGAUCUUCACUCCUUGAACAUGUUUAAGAACGAGCUUAUGAUUCUAUAUGAUGGUAUAUCUGAUAGCUAUAACUGUCAUAAAUGAAACCACAACAUAAAGACAAUCUUGGGUACAAGAAGUUUCAUUAAACUAACUAUACGGACCGUUUUUAGACCAUUUUGUCGACAAGUUAUUCACCUUUUUUAUUUUGCUAUCACUACUAUAGUAGUACUACUAUAAUAUAUGUACAACAGUGACUUUUUUCGAAUAACUUAAUUUUUCCUUUCCUCGUAUAUACUAGUAAAUGGAACUUGAUUAGAGGAAGUGACCCGUAGUCUUGGGCUUAAUACUAAAGAUAGUAGUGUGAUGCUAGGAUUGGUACCAGAAUCGGCACUAAGGACCAAAAAAGCAAAAUGUGCCAUAAACAAUAUUUUGGAGAUAGUUUGUGAAAAAUAAAACUUUUAAAUGCAACAUUCAUAAAACGUUCAUUAACGAUGAAAAAACAGUCUAUAAAAAAGAUCGUAAACGAAUCAUUUUUUAAUCGUAAAACGACAUAAAAAUGGUGUAAAAACGGCCUUGACGGUCUAAAACGAUCUGUUAAUCGUCAGUUAACGGCCCGUUAAUGACAUCUUUUUCAUGGACCUGGGUAUUGUCAAUAGCAGAGUUGUGAAGAGAGUCGUCACUUCUAAUGAAUUCCGUUUUAACUUAACGCUUCUAUUUUUCAAAUAUUCUAAACUUUGUCACAGCAAUUAUGAAAAAUUAUUCGCCACAACAAUUUUUUAGAAUCUAUUUUUGUUGUUUUAGUUACCGAAAGAGAAAUUCGUCUUGCAACUAGUGCUAACAAUCGUGGUAAUAUAAUUGGAAUCAUACGAGAGUUUGAUAAUCAGUCAAUUGAAACAAAUCUAGACGCAAAAUUUUUUGAUGCUAACAAGACUGAAUCGAUACCCAAUUUAAAGCAAUUUUGUUUGGAUGUUACUCCUACAUCAUGUCUAAAACUUUUUAAAGUACCAUGGAAAUCUGGUGGAAUUAAUAUUUCCACGUGUCGUGAUCAUGAGAAAUAUAUUGAUGAUUUCUGUUUGUACCUGCAUCAAACGAUCUUGGAACACGUUAAAAAAACGUGUGCCAACAGUACAACAAUUCAUCCAUUUUACGAAGAAUUAACACAUCAUGCUGUAUUUUGCAUAGAAAAAACGACAAUAUUUUUCGGUCGUGAAGAACUGAUGCAUAAUAUCAAACAUUAUAUCGAAAAUGUUGAUUCAAGUAGAAAAACGGUAUUAGCAGUGGUUGCUGAUUCAGGUGGAGGAAAAACAUCAUUGAUGGCUAAGUUAGCACGAAAGAUUCAUGAUUGGUACCCCUCUGGCGCUGUUAUCAUUCGUUUUUUGGGUACAUCAGCUGAAUCUACAACAAUCGAUUCUGUUUUGCGAUCUUUGUGCAUUCAACUAACACUUAUCUACAAUGAAUCUGAAUUAAGCGAUGAUGAAGUACAAACAUUUUCAUCUCUUGUCACUACAUUUCAUAAUCUUUUAAAAACAAUUUCUAAGAAAAAACGUUCAUGUCCAAAACCAUUGUUUAUAUUGUUAGAUGCUAUUGAUCAAUUAGAAAAUACAUUAAAUGUAUUUUUAUUCGAAUCGUGGUUACCUCGUCUAUUACCAAAAGAUAUAUUUAUCAUUAUAUCAUUUAUACCAUCGCAAAGCCAAUUUAAUUUACAAAAAACAUUUUUAAAUCAUAUUAAGCAGAAUGAAGACACAGUUUUAUUUGAAUUACCUAAAUUAAAAACAAAUGAUUGUAAAAGUAUUAUUGAAACAUAUCUAAAACAUUGGAAUCGACAAUUAACCACCACACAAUAUGAUUACGUUUUGCAAAGGGUUCAAUCAAAUCCAACGCCAUUGUAUUUAAAAUUGUUGUUAGAUUUAGCGAGAACAUGGACACAUUUUCAAAAUCUAGAUAUAAAACAAACUGUCGAAUUCCCGUUAACGAUCGAAGAUGCUGUAGAGCAAUUAUUUAUACGAUUGGAAUUGAAAUAUGGUCAAAUUUUUGUCCAAUACUCGUUAGCUUGUCUAUGUUAUUCAUUGAGCGGGGUCACUGAAAACGAAUUAGAAGAUUGUUUAUCGAUCAACGAUCAGGUUAUGAAUGAAAUCUUUAUUCACCAUGAUCCUCCGUUAGCGAAUGCAUUGCACAUACCGUCGUUGAUUUGUCAUUCUCUAUUAUAUUCCAUCAAACAGUAUAUUACGCGAAAACGUAUUCAAGAUAAAAAUGUUAUAUCAUGGUAUCAUCGAAAAUUUUUUGAAGCCAGUACAAAACGAUAUCAGCAUUUAAAAGAUAUUUGUCAUCAAUAUUUCAUUGAUUUAUAUUCAAGUGAUAAUGAAUCAAUAAAAAAGACUAUUGUAUUAGAAAAACGUUUGAAUAAACAAAUUAUUGAUGCAAAUCGUUUAACACUACCUCAACCAACAACAGUAUUAAAUAAACGAAAAUUAAUUGCUUUGCCUUAUCAUUGUCUAGAAAUUAGAAAUGAUCAAUUAUUACGUGAAAAAUGUAUAUUUAAUCUUGAAUUUUUAUUAUGUCAAAUAUCGGGUUUAGGUCAUUAUCAAUUUCUCGAUUAUAUUCGAAAUAUCUUAAAACAUCGACCAACAUGGAACGAUGUUAAAAUGAUCUAUAAAGGUUUUUGGUCAUUAGAUAAUACACUACAAUAUGAAAAAUUUGUUUUAGCAGAGCAAAUAUUAGGUUUUGUUGAUGAUGUAUUAAUGCAAGAUUUUUAUCAAAAAGAAAAUUUAUUAACAAAUUCAGCUAUUUCUGGCACACAAAUGUCACCACAAUUAAAACAAUUAUUAACGGAUUGUAAACAACAUUGUCAGAAUCUUGGGAAAAAAUCAUUUUCACUAAAACCAAAAUAUGCUGGAUUUCCAAAACAAACGGGUGCACUUCAAUGGAGUUUUUCACCUGUAACACAUUUAUUGUACGUUGAUGAAUUUCAUGCUCUAGUCUCUAUUGAUGGUUGGGAGACAAAUGCGGAUGAAAAUCAGGAUGAAAGAAGUUAUAAAUAUGUUACAUCAGUAGCUGUUAUUGAUUUGCAAACAAGCCGAGUAAGUUGUUGA